Exophiala spinifera is the source of this 1929-nucleotide messenger RNA. RefSeq lists its product as uncharacterized. Lineage: Eukaryota; Fungi; Ascomycota; Eurotiomycetes; Chaetothyriales; Herpotrichiellaceae. The transcript is spliced from 2 exons. The record is from RefSeq and is a predicted model, not a curated record. The coding region runs from base 1 to 1929 and encodes 642 amino acids.
AUGUUCGGCAACACUAAACCAGCCUCAGACCGCACCGACAAAGCCUCCGAAGGACCCGUACAUCUGGACCCUUCUUUCUGGAAUUCGGCUCGAAAGUGGACGUUUCCCAAAAGUCAAGAUGAGAGCAACAAUUCGAGGUGGACAUCCUAUAAGGAGCAACAGGAUCCACAUCCUGGAGAUCAAGAACCCAGCUCGCGAAUGGCGUCGUCUCAUACAGGAUCGAUCAUUGGGCAACAUGUUCUCGUUCUGCUAGCCUUUUCCUUGCCCGUGGUUGCAUUUGGGCUGGUUCUUAGCAUACCUCAGUGGCGCAACGUGAGGCCAGAGUACUGGGACAAUAUCUUCGGUCACUGCAACUAUAAUGGCAAUUUCACACUCAACAACAAACCAACCCUGAGUUUGUGGGACAGGUCCGGUUUCCUCAUUAUAAAUGUCGCCUGGGGUUCAAUGUCUUUUUCCGCCGCCAAGGGCCUGGAUAUCGUCUGGGAUAUCAUGGUCGGACGAGCAGGCCAAGCUAUUCUUGCAUGGGCAACCUUCAAAGUCUCAUCACAGUAUCUAGACCUUGCCAUGAGAGAAGAACCAGUUUCUUACGGCACGUUUGAAGCGUUGGCGUUCGUCCCGCCGAGCUUGGUGAGGACAGCAAGACUGGCCAUGGAUCUUGUAUUCUACCGUAGCUGGAGCUCCAGGCUGGCUAUACUCUGGAUUAUCUGCAGCUCCUUGUUUGUACUCAGCUUUUCGUCCCUCGCUUCUGCAAUGUCAGGGUACAAUACCAACAGCGAAGCUGUUGUGACUGACAGUCGUGGACAAGCAGCAAACUUCGCAGACUACCGAAUGGUUCAAUUUGCUAUUCAUGAUGCAUGGCGAAUCGGUGAGCCAGAACCAAUAUUCAUUACUACAGGCGGUGCCUGCGUCCGAAAAGGGUUCAAUGAUGAUGACGGCAAGGAGGACGACGACGACAACGAUACUGGCACCGAUCAAGUUAUUACUUCUUAUACUCGACGCGAUCCAGAGCCCCAAUCCGGAGCCGAAGAAGAACCUUUCGAAUACGUCCCUAUCAAUUGUACCAUGUUCUGGCGCACCGUUCAGUACGUAGGUCUUAACGGCGCCGACGGUACUUCGAAUAAGUCCAGUACGUUCAUUUUCAGUGGAACAAGGUACAAUUUGAGUUCGCCGACAUUGAACAUUACUACAUCAUAUACCACAGCCUCUCUCGAGAAACUCACAAGUUACUUGAACAAUUUCCAUUCCACAUCCACAACAAGCCUGAAGUCUCUCGGCGAACCAUCUCGGUCGGCCAUUUGGAUCUAUGAAAACAACACGUAUUCGUAUGAUUACGUCCUCGACCAUACCACUUGUCAGUAUGAACGGUCCCACAAUUGGGGGUUUUCCUUUUUGUUGCUGCUUCUGACCACCUUGAUCCUGAUGAUAUGGGCCCUCGGGACGUAUGGCAUGUGGCUGUACAUUCAAACGCGAAACCCGUGGUAUGCUAUUAGAUCAGUCGGCGAACGGCACAAUCCAGGAGGCAGGGGGAUCUACCGCUCCAGCUGGGACUUGGUUGAGGCUAUGAAAAAAGACCUCGGUUCUGAAGCAGUCGUGCCAGACAUGAGCGAGAAAGAGAUCCGACAUCUGUUGCGGCGGCGGAACGUCGCAUUUAACUGCCCGUUCCAUGGCGUUAUUGGAAGAGACACUCUCUGUCAAGCACCAAAGGCAGCAAACGGCGUUGGCGCAGCAGUACGCCGUCGCACACAAUGGAAGAGGUUGAACCAGUGGCUACACUCGUUGUUGAACAGGGACCAACCCGCCAUAUCUGUGGCAUCACAACAGCCCGUGCUGAAGGAAUCCGACUAUCCAUCCGGGACUGUAUCGACCUUGGGAUCAUGGAAGUCCUCCUCGGUACUUACAUUCAGUAACCAAAUUGCAGAGACGGAAUAA